Aspergillus ruber CBS 135680 is the source of this 815-nucleotide messenger RNA. RefSeq lists its product as uncharacterized. Gene Ontology annotation, cellular component: nucleolus. Gene Ontology annotation, biological process: negative regulation of protein kinase activity. The transcript is spliced from 2 exons. The annotation marks the transcript as partial. Lineage: Eukaryota; Fungi; Ascomycota; Eurotiomycetes; Eurotiales; Aspergillaceae. The record is from RefSeq and is a predicted model, not a curated record. Gene Ontology annotation, molecular function: protein kinase inhibitor activity; protein kinase binding; double-stranded RNA binding.
UAGUGAGAGACCGCCCCGGUUGGGAUAGCUCCAAGUCAUGUGCACCACCUUUCCUUUUCCAACAUUCGACAAUCCAGACACCUUUUUGACUGCAACCUCAGUAUCUCACACUUGACUCUUCUGUUUUGGAUCAACCAGGCCAGAGACGCGAUUCCAAUACUCCCACUCAAACCCAUCCUAGGAGCUGCAAGAUCAAUCUUUGCGCUCAUUCUCAGAUCAAGCUAGCAGUAGAAUAACAGUGCAUCGCCUCCUUAGAAUCGAUUAUACUAUUACCCACAACACACACGAGUUACGUCAGACCCGACCUCGCGGAUCACUUUUUUCAUCGCCGCAAUCCAACCCCAAUCCAAAAAAAACCACUCUACAAAACCAAAAUGUCCGAACCAGGCCCCGAAUCAAUCCCCACAAGCGCCGACCGCCGCAGCAACCGCCCCCUAAAACGCCGCGCCCUCAACACUCCUCUCUCCGAGCAAGCCAGCCAGAUCUCCUCCCUCUUUCGCGACCCCUCCAAAGAACUCAAACUUCCCGAAGCCUCGCGCCAAAAGAACACAACCAAUCUACCCCCGCCGCCCGAAAUUGUUGCGAACGUCCAGGGGUCUUCGGCUGGUGCGGGGUCUGGCGAGUUCCAUGUGUACAAGGCGAGUCGGAGGAGGGAGUAUGAGAGGCUGAGGUUGAUGCAGAGCGAGGUUGAUCGGGAGAAGGGGGAUGAGGAGUGGGAAAUGGAGAGGGAGGAGACGAGGAGGAGGGAUGAGGAGAAGACGGAGAAGAAUCGGAAGAGGAGGGAGAAGAGGAAUGCGGCGAAGAAGAAGAGUAAU